AUGUGGUUGAGAUCAAUCACAAACCCAACCAUCCGCACCCGUCGUAUAGCAACAUCCUCCUUUUUCAUCGCCACUUUCGCAGCAUCAAUCCUAACCGUUUCCCUCUCAGCAUCAUCCAUUUUACCCUGUCCCGCCAAUAGAGCACCUAGAGGAACCAGCGCACAAGCUCAAGUCGAAAAUGAAUAUAUCGCAAGAGAGGCUACAGGAGUGGAAGAGGAAACAAUACCAACUGGACAAAAGGUGCUACUAACGAGCAAGCGAGGUUGGAUCCAGAUUGAACAGCCCAUACCAAGUAAAAGGCUCCAGGUGCAAGCGGUUGGGGACAAGGCAUAG
Molecule: messenger RNA, 333 nt
Organism: Ustilago hordei
Lineage: Eukaryota; Fungi; Basidiomycota; Ustilaginomycetes; Ustilaginales; Ustilaginaceae
Exons: 1
Coding region: 1-333 (110 amino acids)
Source: RefSeq, a predicted model, not a curated record